AUGUAUAACGACUGGAUCGAUUUUUCACAACCUUCACUGUAUUUUGCACUUGCACACAUAUUAUUCAACCCUAUCUUUUGGAAUACGGUUGCAAGAGCUGAAUACAAUAGUAAAAUAUUAACAAAGUUAGCGGGGGGUAACGCAUACAGAGGCUGUUAUGGAUUAGCAGUAACCAUCUUUACAUUGGGUAUUACCCGUGAUUAUCUAUAUCACCAAGCACUCUCCUUUCAACCUACUCAUUCAUUCUUUGACAAUCAAAUUGUACAACUGAGUGCUAUUUUAUUAUUCUUAACUGGAAACACACUUGUACUUUCAUCUAUGUGGGCAUUGGGUGUCACUGGUACUUAUUUAGGUGAUUAUUUUGGUAUCUUGAUGAAGGAACGUGUCACUGGCUUCCCUUUCAACAUUUGUGAUAACCCCAUGUACAUUGGCUCAACCUGCACUUUCUUGGCUACUGCUUUAUGGUACAAGAGUCCUGCUGGCAUCCUUUUGACAGCCAUUGUUUAUAUUGUGUAUAAAAUUGCCUUGACAUUUGAAGAGCCUUUUACAGCUAUGAUAUACGCUAAUAAGGACAGCAAGAAGAACUAA
Rhizopus microsporus ATCC 52813 is the source of this 588-nucleotide messenger RNA. Its product is annotated as phospholipid methyltransferase. NCBI's taxonomy places the organism in Eukaryota, Fungi, Mucoromycota, Mucoromycetes, Mucorales, Rhizopodaceae. The transcript is spliced from 5 exons. Gene Ontology annotation, biological process: phosphatidylcholine biosynthetic process. The record is from RefSeq and is a predicted model, not a curated record. Bases 1 to 588 code for a protein of 195 amino acids. Gene Ontology annotation, molecular function: S-adenosylmethionine-dependent methyltransferase activity.